Messenger RNA from Phytophthora infestans T30-4, 566 nucleotides. RefSeq lists its product as uncharacterized. The transcript is spliced from 2 exons. Gene Ontology annotation, molecular function: lipid binding. Bases 33 to 566 code for a protein of 177 amino acids. NCBI's taxonomy places the organism in Eukaryota, Oomycota, Peronosporomycetes, Peronosporales, Peronosporaceae. The record is from RefSeq and is a predicted model, not a curated record.
CCACACCCCAUACAUACACACAGACAGACACCAUGGCCUUUGAAAGCACCAUGGAGAUCACACGCGGCGGCGUGAAGACCAAGCAGGGCGCCCCGCAGCAGGAGACGCCUGUGCUUGACGAGUCGUCGGCUAUGACGUUCGCCAUCCCGGCACCCAUCGCGUCGGUGCGCGCCAACAUCGCGGCCUUCGAGGAGGACAGCAUUCGUAAGCUGCUCACGCGCUACGAGGGCUCCGACGUGCUGCCGAUUGGCUGGCGCGAGGGCCCGAGCAACAAGGGCAUCCAGGUCGUCUACGGUGAAGUGGACGGCAAGGGCAGCGAGUGGUACACCAUGAAGACGACGGGCAUGCUCCACGUGAGUGCUACCAAGGCCGCACAGAUUCUCAUGCGCAGCGACAUGGUGCCCAAGUUUGACGACAUGACAAAGGAAGUUAAAGUCAUGGAGAAACUCAGCGACGCCUCUGAGGUGCGUCGUGUGACCGCCAAGUCAGUUAUGUUCACGGCCGCUCGAGACUUCUCUGUCGUUACGUACCCGAACGCAAGGGUUACGUUCGUGCGACCAUUUUGA